ACGAAAUCACGUAUAUAUAGAGAGAAAGAGAGAACUCAGAGAGAGAAGGAUUCCUGAUCGGAGUUCCAGAUACGGCUCCAACCCUAUUACGCGGUAAUUGAAAACCUUCAGAUCUGAAAUUUCUGGGCAAAUAAUCCGGAGAGAAAGAUGGGAGAUUACCAUUUUAUAUACAAAGACUUGGAAGGAGCAACAACAGAGUGGGAUGACCUUCAAAGGAAGCAUGGAAACCUUCCUGCUAAGCCUCCAACAUUCAAGCCCCCUGCUUUUGUGCCAACUGAGGAUGAGGAAUCCAAGCCCAAAAACAAAUCCUGGAUGGAUGGAAAAACUGAAGAAGAGCUUGAAGAUCUAGAAGACGAUGCUGAUCUUGAUGAUGAUCGCUUCCUUCAAGAUUAUCGUAAGAAAAGAUUGGAAGAGAUGAGGAAGUUGGCGAAAGUUCAGAAAUAUGGAUCAGUGAUUCCCAUUUCAGGCUCAGACUUUGUCCGGGAAGUUUCUCAAGCUUCACCAGAUGUUUGGGUUGUUGUAAACUUGUACAAGGAUGGAUAUCAAGAUUGUGGCGUUCUCAUGGGAUGCCUAGAAGAACUGGCAUCUAGAUACCCAUCAACAAAAUUCAUCAAGAUAAUAUCUACUGACUGCAUCCCUAACUAUCCUGAUCAAAAUCUUCCAACUCUUUUGGUGUAUAAUAAUGGAGCAGUCAAGGCAAACUAUGUCGGUUUGCGUAGUUUUGGACGACGCUGUACUGCUGAAGGUGUUGCUUUGGUUCUUUGUCAGUCUGAUCCUGUACUAAAUGAUGGCACAACUGGAAGUGAUUCAUCUAGGGAAGCUGUACUUGGUCGAGUUAGGCAACAACUUGUUGAGAAAGUUGUGACAGAGCACGAACGCAAUGACAGUGAUGAUGGAUCUUUUAGUGAUUAGUAUAGCUCAUAUUUUAUGAAUUUUGUUUGAGCAUGUUUUCCUCUUUCAAACAAGAUCAAAUGUUUUUUUUAAGGUUUGCAUAUUUGUGUUGUUGGACAUGAAAUACCUUUAUUAUGUGUUUGUUUGUUUGUGCUCUACAUUAUUAUUGAUGUCUUUGAUUGUAAACAAGCUAUGCAAAGGAGGUGUUGAGACUCUUUCGAUUUUACUACUAAAUUAUUGGCUU
Molecule: messenger RNA, 1135 nt
Organism: Impatiens glandulifera
Lineage: Eukaryota; Viridiplantae; Streptophyta; Magnoliopsida; Ericales; Balsaminaceae
Product: phosducin-like protein 3
Exons: 5
Coding region: 148-912 (254 amino acids)
Biological process (GO): protein folding
Cellular component (GO): cytoplasm
Source: RefSeq, a predicted model, not a curated record